Messenger RNA from Arabidopsis lyrata subsp. lyrata, 1101 nucleotides. Its product is annotated as F-box protein SKIP8. Gene Ontology annotation, molecular function: protein binding. The coding region runs from base 198 to 896 and encodes 232 amino acids. The record is from RefSeq and is a predicted model, not a curated record. The transcript has 4 exons. Lineage: Eukaryota; Viridiplantae; Streptophyta; Magnoliopsida; Brassicales; Brassicaceae.
UGCGAUGGUCAGUUACGGAGUUGGAGACAAAAAAAGCUUCUGAAUCUCUCUCUCUCUCUCUCUCUUCUUCGUCUCGCCAAAUUCAUUUCUAGGGUUUCAUCAGAAGAAGGAACCACCAUUAAACCCUACUAUCAAUCGCAAUCGUUUUCUCCCUCUCUCGAUCUGUCCCUUAGUAGAGAAAACUGGACAACAAACCUAUGCCUUCGACGCCGCUGGCGAACGGUGUUUCGCCUCCUCUGUGUGGCGUAGAGAGAACGGAGGUUACGGCUUCCUCCACGGUGGCGGAUGAUAAGCCGGGAGUUUCAAUGAUGGAACAGUUAGUUCCGGAAAUUACAACCCACGCGCUUAGUUACUUGGAUUAUCCUAGUCUCUGUCGCUUAUCCAUGACUAAUUCCUUGAUGAGGAAAGCUGCUAAUGAUGAUAAUGCUUGGAAAGCUCUUUAUCACAAGGAUUUUACGAUGGAGCAAGAUGGUAUAACUCCAGUCAAUGGGUGGAAAGCUUACUAUGCAACUACUAGAGCGAUUAUUAGUGUCAAUACUGAAUUCUUCAGCAUCAUUAGAGACAGAGCGCUUCAAGUGAUGGCUCGUUUAUGGUUGAACUCGGACUAUGUUAAGUGUAUCCAUGCCUCUGGUGAACUCUUCUCCGGGUACAAUGAAGUGAUGCAAAGCUGGCAACUUUGUUUCAACUGGGAACAAGGGUUUGACUUUCAGGUCCACACGGUUCGCACUCGGAUACUAACAGACAUGGCUUGGGUCACCAUGAAAGCAUACCUGAACGUGGACGGUGGUCCAUUCCUGAUCACCAAUGUGUUCGAGUUCCAUAAUGGAAGGUGGCACAUGGUUCAUCAUCACAGCUCAGUGAUGCUCAUCGAUGAUCAACAAGUUGUUGUUCAUUGAUGAUAUUAUCUCUUAGUUUUUGUUUCCUUCUCUUCUUUUAUUUUCACGGGGACCAAAAAAUUAAGAAGAAGAAAGAAACUGCAUAUUGGAGAAAUUGGCUUAUUAGUUUUUUAGUGUCAUUAUUUAGUUUUAACUACAUGUACUGAAUGUUCUUUUUUUCAGUUGCUCUUGAAUGGUUGGUCUAAUUUUUUUUCCCUAAUUUCUA